Hemiscyllium ocellatum (epaulette shark) is the source of this 2170-nucleotide messenger RNA. It is a transcript of the gene crlf1b, whose product is annotated as cytokine receptor-like factor 1b. Gene Ontology annotation, cellular component: external side of plasma membrane. Gene Ontology annotation, biological process: cytokine-mediated signaling pathway. The coding region runs from base 332 to 1528 and encodes 398 amino acids. The transcript is spliced from 9 exons. The record is from RefSeq and is a predicted model, not a curated record. NCBI's taxonomy places the organism in Eukaryota, Metazoa, Chordata, Chondrichthyes, Orectolobiformes, Hemiscylliidae. Gene Ontology annotation, molecular function: cytokine receptor activity; protein binding.
GGAAGGAUUAUUCAGUCUAACACAAGAGGCGUAAUUGUGCAGGGAACGACCGAACUUUUUUCAGAAUAGUGAACACUGAUGAACUGAAGGGGUUUGGAGGGUGGGGCACUGCAAGGAUCAACUUGUCACAUUGCAGCCUGAAAGGUAGAGGACUGCGGAACUCCCUGGCAGGCAGUGGACAGACCGGGAACAUUCUCCUGCAGAAUCACUCAUUCAGACACCAGGCACUGGGAAGAAACUCUCGCUGUUUCUUUAAGUAUUUUUCUGACUGGUUUGACCCCAACACCACAGGGAAACUCGUAAUUUUUAAUCAAACAACAGUGGAACUAAGAUGCCGUCGCUCGUUUUCCUUCUUUUGUUGUGUCUGAUGAAGCUGGUUUGGAGUCUAACACCACUUGCUGUGGUUGUGCCUCAGGACCCCAUUCUGACCAUUGGCUCAUCUCUGACUGCUACAUGCAUUGUGAACCCUGAGGCUAACGCGGACGCCCAGGAUCUGUACUGGACACUGAACGGCGAGCAGCUUCCUGCAAACUUGUACAGUCUAGUGAAUGACAGUGCACUGAAGGUGACCCUUCGUGGACUGAACGGCUCACGGCAACAAUCCGGUGAUAACCUUUUGUGUCACCGUAGUGACAACAGAGUCCUGGCUGGUUCAUGCCUCUAUGUGGGCUUUCCCCCAGAAAAGCCUACCAACAUUACCUGCUGGUCAAAGAACACUAAGGACCUCACCUGUAAAUGGAACCCAGGAGGUGAGGGUGAAUCCUUCCUUCAUACCAACUAUACACUGAAAUACAAGUUACGCUGGUAUGGUAAAGAGAAUGAGUGCCAGGAGAUGGCCAGAGCCGGACCAAACUCUUGUUACAUUCCCAAGGACCUUGCCCUCUUCACUCCGUAUGAAAUCUGGGUCGAGGCAUCAAACAAAUUAGGAACUGCAGCUUCUGAUAUCCUAUCCCUGGACAUCCUGGAUGUGGUUACCACGGAUGCUCCAUUUGACGUCCAGGUGAAUCGGGUUGGGGAUCUGGAGGACCAGCUCAGUGUCCGUUGGAGCUCCCCGCCUGCAUUGAGAGACUUCCUCUUUCAGGCCAAGUAUCAGAUCCGUUAUCGUGUGGAGGACAGCACUGAGUGGAAGGUUGUGGAUGACAUUGGAAACCAGACCCUGUGCCGACUGGCAGGGCUGCGACCGGGCACUGUGUAUUUUGUCCAGGUGCGUUGUAACCCUGUUGGCAUCUACGGUUCAAGGAAAGCUGGGAUUUGGAGUGAAUGGAGCAUCCCCACAGCUGCCUCCACACCCCGGAAUGAGCGAUCCGGUGGUACGUGCUACCAGAAGAGUGGGGAGAGUAGUUCCAAUCUGCGGCGUGAGCUCAAGCAGUUUUUCGGCUGGGUUAAGAAACAUGCCUACGGCUGCGCUGCUCUGAACAUCAAACUAUACGACCAAUGGCGCGUUUGGCUGCAGAAAUCGCACAAGACACGGAACCAGAACCAAGAAGUCGCCGUUUUCAUUGGACUGCAGGAAGGUGAGUCAGAUUAAGCUGAUACUCCAGGCCGGUAACUCCAGAGAUUCUUCUUCAAAAGGACAGAUCCCUUUUGGGGGAGGAUUGGUCUUUGAUCCAACAUGAAUGUGUGAAGCAGCAGCAGCCAUCCCAACCCUUCAUUCUCAUUGUUAGUCACAGAACAGUUACAAACACUCCCAUAGGAUUAUUCAUUCAUUAAAGAAAGAUAUCCAAGCUGAUUUAGUGACAGCAAGUGUUUAGACACUUUGACAGUUCACUUCAGCGAUCGAGAAUCAAAUCCAUCAAUGGGAUUGAAGGCCAUUCCUCUAACUACUGGUCAACAUUUCAUAUUUAACAAUCUUGUCUUUCAGUUGUGUUUUCAGAGCCUUUAGCACUCAUGUCUAUUUCUUGUUCCUAACAUCCUCUUUGUGUAGUUUGGUGUUCAUUUUUGUUUUAUAAAAUUUCUUGUGAACUCUGUUGGGGUGUACUUAAAGGUGCUGUAUGAACGUCAAGUGUUGUUAAAUAGUCCAAAAUCUCUGAGGAUAGAGUACUUUUCUGAGGAAAAUGCGCCCAGUACAGGGAACUAUGUCUUUGCACAUGAAUGCAAAAACCGACUGAACCAAAAUAUUUGGGAUUGAUCAUUUGUUUACUUUCUAAUAAACCAUUUUAAUGUUGUUAAA